This is a messenger RNA of Bombus huntii, 786 nucleotides long. It is a transcript of the gene Gbs-70E, whose product is annotated as protein phosphatase 1 regulatory subunit 3C-B. NCBI's taxonomy places the organism in Eukaryota, Metazoa, Arthropoda, Insecta, Hymenoptera, Apidae. The record is from RefSeq and is a predicted model, not a curated record. Gene Ontology annotation, cellular component: protein phosphatase type 1 complex. Gene Ontology annotation, biological process: regulation of glycogen biosynthetic process. Gene Ontology annotation, molecular function: protein phosphatase 1 binding; glycogen binding. Bases 1 to 786 code for a protein of 261 amino acids. The transcript is spliced from 3 exons.
AUGCCUGCUGAGCUACUUCUGGGGCAUAGUCCUCCAGUGUACAGCUCGCUUCUGUACAGUCCCUUGGUAGCACCGACGAUUGCCAGCAGAUCGGUGCCACCUAGAAUAAGGCCAUGCUUGUCAUCUGGUUCCUUGGCCAUAGAUAGCAUUCGCAACAGCAACGAUGGCGGUAGUAAUAAGCAGAAGAAGAGGGUAGUGUUUGCCGAUGAUCGUGGCCGUCCUCUUACUCAGGUUCGAGUGAUGUCGGAGCCCAGCAACGUACCUCCUCUGUGGAGUACCACUUACCUGGCUGGACUAACUGGACGAUUUUUAAAUUCGAAAAUUGAGAAUGAUCAAUUUACAGAACUCGUGUCACCUUGGCAAGUAACUUUCCCCCAGCCAGCUAGCGAUUACCUCGCCUUUCGCCAGAAACUUGAUCAGGAGAAUGUCAGCCUGGAAAACGUGAUAGUGAAAGAAACAGAUCAGUGUCUAGUGGGUACCAUCAAGGUACGUAAUCUGGCGUAUGACAAGGAAGUCGUGGUCAGGGCGAGCAAUGACUCCUGGAAGACACACGAGGACGUUCAUUGCACCUACGUCGAACAACCUGGUUCGCCCGCGCUGAUCUUAUACGACACUUUCCGCUUUCGAUUAACUCUACCGUUAAAAUCGAAUAUGAUAGAAUUCUGUGUACGAUAUCGUACUGAUGGAAAGGAAUACUGGGACAACAACGAUGGAAAGAACUUCAUCGUCCGCAAAAAAUUGGAGGCUAUUAGAGAGUACAUAGCUCGUAUCACAACUAGACCAUAG